AUGGCCCCAGACAGACCGGCCUCGUCAGCGCCCGAGCCUGAUGCUGCUGCUGACGCCUCAUCCUCAUCCACAUCCGAAUACCGCUCGGCAUACAAUGAUCUGCGCAGACUGAUUCCCGCGCUGGCGCUGGAGCUGGACCAUUUGCGCGCCGCCCUGCGCGAGCACAAUCUAUGGCUGCAGAGGUACGGACACGCCGCCACGUCAAACUCGGCGACGGACCCGUACGGGCCGCCACCAUCCACAGCAGAGGCAUCGUCGGGCAGCAACACCACCAACAAUGCGGGAGACCCGGAGCUGCCGGCGUACUCGGCCUCGGACGUGCCGCCGUACACGGGAGGACCCAACUCGGUAUCGGCGUCGACGUCGACGCGCGAGGAGGUGCAGCGGCGGCGCGACGAGCUGAUUGAGUGGCUGGGCGAGGGCGAGGACACCCUGCGCGAGUACUCGGCGCGGUUCGCGCAGCUGGGCCGCGAGCUCAACCUCCCGCCCGAGGAUAUCCUGGGCACCUGGAACGAGGCCAGCCCCGACAAUGCCCUGCCCGAUUACGAGCAGGUCGAGACCAACGAGGAGCUCAUGGUCGGUGGGGUCGGGGAAGUGCCGCCGCCGUAUGUCCGGGGUCAAGCAUUGGAGAAGGGUCAGCGGGGAUGA
Messenger RNA from Pestalotiopsis fici W106-1, 648 nucleotides. RefSeq lists its product as uncharacterized. The transcript has a single exon. Lineage: Eukaryota; Fungi; Ascomycota; Sordariomycetes; Amphisphaeriales; Sporocadaceae. Bases 1 to 648 code for a protein of 215 amino acids. The record is from RefSeq and is a predicted model, not a curated record.